AUGGGACGAGCUCCAUGCUGUGAUAAGAAUGGCCUGAAAAAGGGUCCAUGGACUCCUGAGGAAGAUCAGAAGCUUGUUGGCUAUAUUCAAAUUCAUGGGCCUGGGAAUUGGCGUAAUCUUCCUAAAAAAGCUGGACUUCAAAGAUGUGGGAAAAGUUGUAGGCUUCGGUGGACUAAUUAUCUGAGACCUGAUAUCAAGAGAGGGAGGUUUUCUUUUGAGGAAGAAGAAACUAUAAUCCAAUUGCAUAGUGUCUUGGGAAACAAAUGGUCAGCGAUAGCAGCUCAUUUACCUGGAAGAACAGAUAACGAGAUCAAAAACUACUGGAAUACUCACAUUAGAAAAAAACUCCUUCGAAUGGGAAUCGACCCAGUGACCCACACUCCACGGAUCGAUCUUCUCGACCUAUCCUCCAUCAUCGCCACGGCCAUCCGCAGCCACCCAAUCCUCGGUCUCUCGACGUUAUUAAACAACCAAGCUCAAGCUCUAAACCCUGAAUCUCUAAGGCUAAUUUCCACCCUCUUAGCCCUCAAACAAGAAGACCCAAAUGCCAACAAUUCCCAUCUCCAAAAUGAAGAACAUGCUCAAAUUCAAGCUCAAAUGGACACAUUAUCACAACUCUUACAACCCAACGAUGAAAUCAAUAAUAACACAAACUCUUCAAUGAUACCCAUCACAAACUUCGUUGAGUGCUCAAAUUCUCAAGAAAAUAUGAACUUUUUAGCUUCAAAUUUGAGUGGAGAUGAUGUUAAUCAUGUGUACGAUGAUGGCUUGAAACCUAAGGCUUCAGAUUUUGGGUUUGAAUCGGUUAUAACAACGCCAAAAUCAAGCCCCACGCCGUUGAAUUCUUCAUCAACUUGCAUAAACAAUAGCUGCAAUGAGGAUGAGAGAGACAGUUUUUGUAGUAAUUUUUUGCAGUUUGAAAUUCCUCAAGGCUUGGACUUUGCUGAUUUCAUGUAA
Messenger RNA from Cucurbita pepo subsp. pepo (vegetable marrow), 957 nucleotides. Its product is annotated as transcription factor MYB41-like. The record is from RefSeq and is a predicted model, not a curated record. NCBI's taxonomy places the organism in Eukaryota, Viridiplantae, Streptophyta, Magnoliopsida, Cucurbitales, Cucurbitaceae.